This is a messenger RNA of Prunus armeniaca (apricot), 627 nucleotides long. NCBI's taxonomy places the organism in Eukaryota, Viridiplantae, Streptophyta, Magnoliopsida, Rosales, Rosaceae. The record is from the annotation of a GenBank genome assembly.
AUGCGGUUAAUCCUGCUGACCCGGCUACGGACUUGUGCUUUUAUCACCACCACCAAAGAUUCUGCUUUUCAUACAUUCUCUAAAAAAUCCGCAUGGAUUAUAGACUCGGGUGCUACGGAUCACAUGACAUUUGAUCCUAGCCAACUUAUUAGUCGCAAAUCAUCCACUCCGUCGGUGGUGUCUAAUGCUAAUGGUACCCCCUCCCUUGUGGUUGGGGAGGGCUCUCUAUCUCUUUCUACUUCCCUACAUCUAAAUUCUGACAUCUUCAUAGGAAAGAAGAUUGGUUGUGGUACUCGGCGGGGCAAACUCUACUACUUGGACUGGGCACCGGAUAGUGAGAUCAAGGUUAGUCAAGCUUUUACAACCAGUGGAACUCAUUCUGAGGGGGAGAGGGACAAAGUUUGGUUAUGGCAUAAACGUCUUGGGCAUGCCUCGUUCGGUUAUCUUAAGAAGUUAUUUCCAUCAUUAUUUUCCAGUCUUUCUGUUUCUAGCUUCCAGUGUGAUACGUGUGAAUUGGCUAAGAGCCAUCGUGUCCCGUUCCCAUUAAGUUCAAAUAAGAGUUUGGUUAUGUUUUCUCUUGUUCAUUUUGAUGUUUGGGGACCUGCUAAAAUUGCUACUCCAACAUGA